Messenger RNA from Pristis pectinata (smalltooth sawfish), 9815 nucleotides. RefSeq names its product nuclear receptor coactivator 2 (gene ncoa2). The record is from RefSeq and is a predicted model, not a curated record. Gene Ontology annotation, cellular component: nucleus. Gene Ontology annotation, molecular function: protein dimerization activity; nuclear receptor binding. Lineage: Eukaryota; Metazoa; Chordata; Chondrichthyes; Rhinopristiformes; Pristidae. The transcript has 23 exons. Gene Ontology annotation, biological process: cellular response to hormone stimulus; positive regulation of transcription by RNA polymerase II. Bases 356 to 4975 code for a protein of 1539 amino acids.
CCCCCUCCGUUCGCCUCCCUCGAUUGUGGGCGGUUGCCAUUUAAAUACACAAGGAGCAACAUGGCGGACAGCUCGGAGAGGCCGUCUUCAGAAGCGAAGAUUGAAGAGAAUAAUGUCUGAAGAUUGUCAAUCGUACUGCGACCGAAAUGCCCUAGGGGUGUUUUUGGAGUAAAGCCAAGGUGGUCAUGACCUUCGAUCAACGUUCAACAGUGAGGCAAGUGUUUCACUUUUGACUGGAAUAUCAGCAGAAGUCUCUGGAAGGUAGUUUGAAUGCAUAACCUUCUGGCUUGGGCAAACACCGCUGUUGAACUGAACCAAAUUGACACUUGAAUGAAGCUGCUUAUAUGCCCACAAGAUGAGUGGAAUGGGUGAAAAUUCCUCUGACCUUGCCAGAUUAGACUCCAGAAAACGCAAGGAAUCACCAUGUGACCAUCCACGACCGAGCCCUAAACGUAGCACUGAGAAACGUCAUCGUGAGCAAGAGAAUAAGUAUAUUGAAGAACUUGCUGAGCUAAUAUUUGCUAAUUUUAGUGACAUUGACAACUUCAACGUAAAACCAGACAAAUGUGCAAUCUUAAAAGAAACUGUGAAACGAAUCCGCCAUAUAAAAGAGCAGGAAAAGGUUGCUGCAAAUGAAGAUGCUGUGCAAAAGGCUGAUGUAUCCUCCACGGGUCAAGGUGUCAUCGACAAAGAUGCACUUGGACCAAUGAUGCUUGAGGCCUUGGAUGGAUUCCUUUUUGUGGUCAAUCUUGAAGGGCACAUAGUGUUUGUAUCUGAGAACGUGACCCAGUACCUGAAGUACAACCAAGAAGAGCUUAUAAACUCCAGUGUAUGCAGCAUUCUACAUGCUGGUGACCAGGCAGAGUUUGUGAGAAACCUUUUGCCUAAAUCUCUUGUUAAUGUGGUGCCUUGGUCCAGUGAAGCCCCGAGACGAAACAGCCACACUUUUAACUGUCGUAUGUUGGUUAAACCGCCUGGUGAGACUGAGGAGGAAGGCCAUGAUAACCAGGAAGCACCUCAGAAAUAUGAAACUAUGCAGUGUUUUGCUGUAUCUCAACCAAAGUCAAUAAAAGAAGAGGGGGAAGAUUUGCAGUCCUGUUUAAUCUGUGUUGCAAGGAGGGUUCCUGUAAAGGAGAGAUCACAAUUUGCUAAUACUGAAAGUUUUACCACAAAACAUGAUUUAUCAGGCAAACUAAAAUCUCUGGAUAUAAAUGCAUUACGUGCAUCAAUGAAACCAGGCUGGGAAGACUUAGUGCGAAGGUGUAUUCAAAGGUUUCACUUACAAAAUGACAAAGAGAUUGCAUUUGCUAAGAGACAUCAUCAUGAAGUGUUGAGGCAAGGUCAGGCUUUGAGUCCUGUGUAUCGGUUUUCUUUAUCUGAUGGCACCAUGGUUGCUGCACAAACAAGGAGCAGGCUUAUGCGCACUCCAAAUACCAGCGAGCCUCAAUUUAUCAUGUCACUGCAUGUUGUUCAAAGAGAGCAAAAUGUUUGUGGGAUGAAUCAGGAAUCAACUGGACAAGGAAUGGGAAAGCCAUUGAAUCCAAAUUCCAGUAGUCCAGCUAUGGCAGGUGUUUCAGCUGCAACAACAGGUCAAGAGAUGGCAAUGAACAGCAAUUCAAGUUUUGCCAUGAAUGGCUUGAAGGAACAAACAGGUAUGGGACAAAUGCCAGGAAACAGGUUUGUUACAGGUGGAAUAAACCAUGGAUCAAACAUGCAAGCAGCCACUCCUCAGGGUAGUAACUAUGCACUCAAAAUGAGCAGCCCAUCAAGAAGUAGUCCAGGUGUGACUGCUGGGCAACAGAACUCCAUGCUUUCUCCCAGACAUCGUGGAAGUCCUGGGAUGGUCGGAAGCCCUCGCAUCUCAGCUAAUCAGUUUUCUCCCGUAGGAAGCUUGCAUUCUCCAGUCGGGGUUUGUAGCAGCACAGGGAAUAGCCAUAGCUACUCCAGCAGCUCCCUUAACGCACUUCAAGCCCUCAGUGAAGGACAUGGGGUAUCUCAUGGGGCGUCGCCUGAACUGAAAAUGGUGACUUCGCAAAAUUCUCCUGGAAGCAUCAGUUCUUCGCUCACUAAAAAAGGGAGCAUGGACUCCAAAGAUUCUUUCGGGUUGUUUGGUGAGCCAGUGCCGACUGAAGUUUCAGCUGGGCAGUCAGAAAGUGGACUUUCUGGGGAACAGAAAGAUAGCAGUGAAAGUAACUUAAAUCCGUUUGGUGGUGGAGAGAGGACUGAAGGCCAAGGCAGAGGGCAUGACAGUAAAGGACAUACCAAACUCUUACAGUUACUGAUCACCAAAUCAGAUCAAAUGGAAGCUUCCCCUUUGCCAAGUACUCUUGGGGAUUCUAUUAAAGACUCUCCAGGCAAUUCAUUAGGACUACUGUCUACUUCAGCAGUGACAUCAUCCACAACCAACACCUCUACAUCACAUGGGCCCUCGCUGAAAGAAAAACACAAAAUUUUGCACAGACUCCUGCAGGACAGCACUUCUCCUGUAGACUUAGCAAAGCUGACAGCAGAGGCCACAGGUAAGGAACACAACCAGGACGUGGGCAGUUCAGUUCCUGGUGGAGAAAUAACUAAUAAGCAGGAGCAAAUGAGCCCCAAGAGAAAAGAAAAUGCACUACUUCGAUACUUAUUGGAUAAGGACGACACAAGUAUGCAUAAUAUUAAACCUAAACUCGAGCGGAUGGAUAGCAAGUUGGAUCCCUGCAUGAGCACUAAAACAGCAAUCAAGUCUGAGAAGGAGAUGAACUUUGAGCCAUCAGAACAGCAGAUCAGCAGUGACUUGGAUAACUUAGAAGAAAUUCUUGAUGACCUGCAGAACAGUCAGUUACAGCAGCUUUUCCCAGACAUGAAAGCGGUUCCUGCCAGCGGACCAGUCGACAAACAGACCAUCUUCCAAGACCUCCUGCAAAUUGGGAAUGGAAAUGUCUCUGCAUCGCCACUUGGAACACAGAGCCCGUUAUCUGGGAUGUUACAAAAUGCUUUCAAUAAUCCUCGAGCUGUGCAACCAGGCAGACCGCAACAAGGUCGAAGCACGGGAUUGGACAUCCACAUGCAGGGUCAGACAAGUGCAGGACCAUUCCCACCAAUACGAAACAGCAGUCCAUUUGCCGUAAUGUCACAGCAAGUGAUGGGUAAUCAAGCAAUGAUGGGGAAUCAAGGAGGCUUGGGAGCCAGUGCAGGGAUGGUCAGUAGCAUGGGAAGUGGAGCCCCUCGACCCAGCAUGGCUUCUGUAGACUGGGGUCAGUCAAGCUCUGCUGCAAACACCACAGGCAGCACAGGAUCCAAUACAAUGAGCAGGACAACACUGCAAGGCAGCAUGAUCGGCAGUCCUACACCUGGAAUUCCUAUGAGACCAAACAGUCAGCCUGGUCAGAGAUCGAUGCUCCAAACACAAAUCAUGGGGUCAUCAGAAAUUGAGGUGGGUAUGGGAGGUCCAUCAUAUGGUCAACAACAAGCGCCUCCAAACCAAACGGCACCUUGGCCUGACAGUAUAAUGCCUAUUGAUCAGGGGCCUUUUGCCAAUCAAAAUCGUAGGCAAUCAUACAGCAGUUCUCAAGAUGACCUACUUUGUACAUCUAUACCAACGGAAGCUCCAAAUGAUGAAGGCACAAUUCUAGACCAGUUACGUUCAGCACUAAAGAAUAUUGAUGAACUAGGACUGGAAGAAAUUGACCGGGCACUAGGAAUACCUGAACUCGUUAAUCAGAGCCAAAGUGUGGAUCACCAGCCAGAGUCCUUUCCUAGCCAGAAGUCCACAAUGAUGGUAGAGAAACCUCAAGUCUAUAAUCAGCCAUAUGGUCCACAGACCACAGUAGUACAAGGAAACUAUUCUACCAUGCAGGAACCUAAUUUUCAUCCUCUGGCAACUCAAAUGGGGCAGCGACCAGGGUACCCGAUGUUACGUAUGCAACCAAGGCCUGCGCUGAGGUCAUCUGGGAUGGUGCCUAACCAGCCCAAUCAACUUCGGCUUCAGCUUCAACAGAGGCUUCAAGGACAGCAAAUGAAUCGACAGCCACUGAUGAACCCACUCACCACUGUCUCCAAUAUGAAUCUACCUCUAAGGGCUAGUGUGCCACCACAGAUGAGUGGUCAGGGACCUAUAAAUGCACAGAUGCUGGCCCAGAGACAGCGUGAGCUUCUGAAUCAGUACCUGCGUCAAAAGCAGUUGAUGCAACAACAGCAGCAGCAGCAGCAGGUGCAGCAGAGAACCAUGAUGAUGCGGCAGCAGGGUUUGAACAUCCCACCAAAUAUGGCAGCCUCUGGCAGCAUGGCAGCUGCCAUGAGCACUCCUCGGAUUCCUCAGGCAUCACCACAACAGUUCCCAUACCCUCCAAACUAUGGUACUGGGCUUACUUCCCCACCACCUUCCACCAGUCCUUUCUCCCCAGUGUCCCCAAAUCCUGGGUCACAGCUCCUCUCUCACAGCUCCUUGCAUGGCUCCCAGAUGAAUCUGGCUAACCAGGGAAUGAUAGGAAAUGUGGGAGGACAGUUUGGGCCUGUAAUGAGUCCCCAAAUGCAGCACAAUGCCUUCCAGUUUCCCAGCUCAGGAAUGAAUCAGCAGUCUGAUGCAGGAUUUGGUGGGGCUACAACCCCUCAAAGCCCACUAAUGUCUCCAAGGAUGAGUCAUACACAGAGUCCAAUGAUACAGCAGUCUCAGCCUACACCUACCUACCAGUCACCUUCUGAGAUUAAUGGCUGGCCACAGGGAAGCAUUAACGGAAACAGCAUGUUUUCACAGCCGUCCCCACCACAGUUUGGACAACAGGCAAACACCAGCAUGUACAGCAACAACAUGAAUAUCAGUGUUUCUAUGGCAACCAAUACCACUGGUAUGAACAACAUGAAUCAGAUGUCAGGGCAGAUUAGCAUGACCUCAAUGACCUCUGUGCCUACAUCAGGAUUGUCCUCUAUGGGUGCUGAACAGGUCCAGAAGGUCCACGUGCUUGCUGAUGUACAGUGCAGGGUCAACAUUUAGGUGGUAACAAUUAUACCAACAAACAAGCUCCACCAGAUCAAGCCAAGAAAAGUGCAGCAGCCAAUUGAACUCUCAGCCAGUCUCAGAGAAAUUCUUGUUUCAAGUGUUGCUAACAGAGUGACAGGCUCCUUAGUAGCAACGUACUUGCCUACCGAAGCUGCUUUGUCCAUUAAUUGCAUUCACCAUAAGUGUGACUUAAGUCUGUCCUCACAACAGAUUGACGUCGGCUUCGAACCUUGUCCGAUGAAUGUAUUUCUAUCAUCGUUUUGCAGAAUGAUCAGCUCUUUGCGCUUUUUUUUGAUCCUCGGUGGUUGCUGACUUUUCUGCUAUUUAAUCCAGUGUGCAGGCUUUCAGCCAUGUUUCCCUUAACAGUAUUUAGAAAUGAAGCCUUUCUUUAAAAGGUUCUGCUGUGAAUAUAAAUAAACUUACCAAUAAGCUGAAUACUGUAAGAAUAAAGAAUUUGGUUUGGAAGGUAUCUAAAUGGAAUAUGAAAUUGUUUUUAUGUUUUUCAUAAAGCCAAAUGGGGAAUAGACAUCAGGUGGUUUGUUAGUUGUGUCAGCAAGAGUUGGUGCAUUAUCUUUUCAUGCUAUGCUUGUGUUCUGCAGUCAUGGCUCAAUAUCCAGGGUGCAUGAAAUUUUUGUCCCAGUUUUUCAUUACAUUGAUGGAUUAUUAUAAUAUUUUGGCUCUGCAGACUGAGGCUACCUAUUAAACAUUAUCAGCUCUGUAGAGCCCACCUCUCACACCGGAUUAAUUUAUUUGAUAAUAACUGUUAAUGUUGACAGAAAAAUACAAAACCACCAACACCAUCUCAUAAUGGUUUCAUAGCAGUUAAUAAGACCAAUUUGAUCCUUGCUGUGGUUACAGAUCCAGUCAGGUGACCAAAUCUGUGGCUCAUUUCUCUCUCUCUCUCUCUCUCUCUCUCUCACACUCACACACACACACACACACACACACACACAAAUUGUUCAUCCAGACUAGCUCCCACAGCCUGUCAGAGAUAGGGACUCAUGUCUAUACCACACACCCAAAAUUCAGAACAGUUUUCUCUCAGUCAUUUGGACUGUCUCAGUGAAGCCCUCAAUGCCGUCCUGCCUCCAAUCCCACCAGCAGCUGCAUCACCCAACAAAAGGUCAGGAAUUUGUAACCAUUUCCCUCACUGUAGUACAGCAGAAGUAUAUGUCGUGCACUCAGACCUUAUUCCUAUUCUUCCUAAUGCCUGGUCUUCCUGCAAACAAUUCCCAUCCUACAAACGUACUUAGUUCCCUUGGAGCUAAAGGCCAGCUGCAUUCUCUCCUUCACCAUCUUCUCUUCAAGAGCAUGACUGUUUGUUCCUCUCAGGCUGUGCUCCUUCCACCAGUAGCAGCAGUGUUGACCCUUUCAGGCUGAUAGGCUGGCCUGUUGCAGUCCGGCUCCCUUGCUGGCCUUAUCUCUGUCCACCAGAGGUGAGCAGUGUGAUCCAGUCUCUCCUACAGACAGGCUAAGGUGCAGGGUGGAGUUCAGGUGUAUUACUGAAAGCUGCUAGGUUUUUCUCCACCUCAAUACUUUCAAGUAAUUCUGCAAUGGCAAAAUAACAAAAGCAGAGAAAAUUUAUUCUCUCCUUUUCUUGGUGUACAUUUCUUGCCCAUUUUGUACAAUUUUUCUGCAGAUAAUAUGUUGCUCAGUUUCACUGGUGGAAGCAAACUGAAGUCACAGAUUCACAAGCAGCCAGCUAAGUACUAAUGCAGAACUGGGAAAAUUCAAGAGAUGAUAAUUUUUUAGCUGGAUUUCUAGAAUGAGAUGAAACCCUGUAUCGAGCUUCACUGCUGAUUCACAAUGAUUUAAUGUUGCAACUCAUUAAUCUUAUAGAGUAUUACUAAUGUUAAUUUUUUUAACUCUCUUUAAUCGUCCCUGAACAAUCAAUUGGUUUGGGACUGAACAAAGAACAGGGGCUUAAAUUCUGAGUCAUGUACGUAAAACUUAAUCAGCAUUUGACGAGAAACUCACAAAAUUGUGCACACUGUCUUUAUGUAUAGAACCAAUAUUGCAUUAUGGGGUUUAUUGCAUUUCUGGUAUGAAGUCACAUGGUUUUUACACUAAUGCAGAAUUCUGAGCAAAUUCAUCUUGAGUUACCCAUUUUAGUGGCCACUGAAUAGAUUUGGAAUUUAUUAAUGGUUUGUUGGGUUUCCUUUGAUAUAUGUGUGUGUGUGUGGGGGGGGGGGGGGGGUGUGGGGUGGAGUUUAGUAUGGGUCUUUUCCAUUCUGCAUUUAUUAUGUAGCCAACCUAAGCUUUUGGCUUUGAAAAAUUAAGCAGAUAUAAUUGUGAAGUUUACUCACACAAUAUACCAAAUACUACAAUAUCAGCAGUUCCAUUAAGGCAGAGUAUUCAAUGCAGUUUAGUUCCAACACCAUGCUAUCCUAUUAUGUAUAUUAGAUCAGAUCAUUACAACUAUUAAAUUCACCUUUACACAUGACUUUGCUUCUGGUGUGUUUAGUUGAGUUUACUCGCAUAAGCGUGCAUGGGAUAGUAACGCUUGCAUUGUGAGCUAUAAAACUUAAGGUAUUACGGACUGUUCAAGCUUAUUGUUCUAAACUAAUUGUUCAUUGCAGUUUUAUUGUGCUGAGAGGACGGACUUUUUUGUAAGCUACAGAAACCCAGUGCUUCAUUACAAUUUCCUAAAGUCAGCGGCAGUUUCCAAAAGCAAAAUUGAUCAGAUGUCACCACAAGUAAGAGAACACAAACAGCCAUAACAUUUUCAUAUGGUACAGUAUUUUGUAAAAUAAGAUGCGAUGACUUUUGGAAAGCAGUUAGCGAUAUAAGAGUCUGAUGUAUGUAACCAAGCAAUAACUUUUACUUGAGAGCAUUAUGUUUUACAUACUUGUAGAAUUUUGAUGAAGUAAAAUUCUUAAGCUGCUGAUUUAAAGUGAGGUACUACAGUAUUAUAUUAGAUACCUUGGCAGCAGUGUCUCUCGUUUAUUUUGUAAAUAAAGAAUCAUGAUGCCUUGAUAGGUAGCUAACAAGUCUGUUUCAGUAGCGUUUAUAAGGCCAGUGACUUAAAUGGCUCUUCUAAUAGAUAUUCUGCAACCAUUUUUAGAUUUCCAAAAUGUACAAAAAUCAUGCCAAAACCCCAGACUGCUACUCUGGUCCAUGUAGCUUCUCUCAGUCUAAUAUUAUGAUUAAAUUGGAAAAAUUGUUGAAUGGGUUGGAAGCAGGUGUUUUAUUACAUAGUUUCUCUCUCAAGCUGUAACAUUCUGAGUCCUGAUACCUUUGUGUUUGUGUGUCAGGCUGUAUGGAACAUGCUGUCAUUUAAGGCCCAAAAUCCACACUGAUCAUAUUGAUCACUGUACAGAGACUGAAUACAGACCUGUUUUUGCCUCAACAGUUGCUUUUAGAAAGGAGAGCUGCCACAUCUCAGCUACAAAUUGUUCAUUUGAUAAAGAAAUGUAUUCUUUCUGUGUGUUCAAAUAACAUCAUUGUGUUUCAGAUUGCUUUGGUAUGAUAUAGCUUUAUGUAAAUACUGCUGUGAAUUAGAAAAGUUUUCUGAAAUGCAGGCAUUUAAUUUUGCAGGCAUUUGGAGCCUAGACCUUUGCAUUUAUGUCUAUGGGAACAUCAUGUAAUAAUCCAACAAGCUUUCUGUAUUUACCCUAUUUUGUAUCGUUGCUUUAAUUUGAAAUAUAUGGUUUAUGACUGGGUGUAUUACUGUUGGAAUUGUGCAAAUAACCACUGUGUAGUUACCUACAGAGCCAAAAGAUUAAAACACAAAAAUCUGAAUGGAAGGGGAGGGGUAAGUGUGUUUCACACGAUCAUUUAAAUUCUGUGCACUAUAACCCAAAUUUAUAUCUUCUCUAGAUUUGAAUGCAUAAAGGUCUACUCUCUUGGAAAGUGGAUCAUGGGAGCUACUUUCAUUAGGAAGCAACAUCUCUCUGAUUGCAUUAUGUUCAAUCUUAAACAUUUUCCUCUAACAGACUUAAAGUAAGGAAUCAAAGCUAACAUUAAGAACUAUGUAUUGUAGUGGUGUACAUUGCAGACAAGCAGGGCUUUGUGGCUCCGUUUGCAAAAUCCAAAGAUUUCACUGAGUUAAUUUUAAAAUACAGCUAAGCCAUGGUGUGUUGGUGUGGUUCAACAUCAUUUUAUAGUAUUUCUACACAGUUGAUUGUUGACUGGAUGCAGACACAUACUCUGCACAAACAAUUCUAUGGAUUUUCAAUUUGAUAGGCAAACCCCGUCUACUUUUUCAUUUAGAGCUUGAAUUUGUUUUGUAAGAUCUGUCAAUUUCUUAGUACAGUGCAGGAACCUCAAAUGCUAUAAAUUAGCAUAAUGCCUUAGAUAUGUUUUUAUGUCCUGUAUAUUCCUAGCAGCUGUUUGUUGUAUUAUAUUGUUUGUAUAGUGAAUUGUGUAAAAUUUUUGGAUGUGUCAUCAGUUAUUAAUUUUUUUUGUCAGAUAAAUAGAAAUAAUGGUUGCCUACUGCAAUAUGGACCCAUGAUUAUUGCUUAGUUUUUUUUAUGUUACUUUGUUCCUUUUGUGGUCAGUAGUGGGGCACUAUUUGUAAAAUGUUUUUUUUCCCCAAAUCUCUGAGUGGUGUAUAUUGGCGAAUUGCAAAUUCUAAGCAAUAUGUAAAGUAAGGUUCUUCAGCAGAAGGCUUACAGUGUUGCAAGUUCAGAGAUGUAUUUUUUUAGUUCACACUAAACACCUUUUUUCUUCGGGCAUCCAUGUUUGUUUCCUUAUUGUGAGCAUUUUAUGCCAAUUUAGGUAUAUUCAAAAAAAUUAAAUACAUUUAUGCAAGUUGUUAACUAAUAUUGCUUUUGCUGAUGUCAUUUGCUUAUUUGAUGUUAAAUAAUGCUGUUGUAAAUAAAGAAUCCUGUUA